UGACUCUGCAAGAUGUAGGGAGGAUGAAAUACGAUUGGUUUCCUAGUCAGAGGGUACAAACUCUGUCUGCUAACUUUAUGAGCUGUGAAGACACGAAUUAAAGGGAGAUUUGCUUCUCAGUCUUUAUACUUGUCGUUCCAAGCUUGUGUGAUGUACAUCAAUUACUUGAACGACUAGUAUAUACCCUGCACCGCGAAUAAUGGGAAUAAACUUAACAUUUUGUUGUCACUUUGUGAAGUGCGAGGUCCAGGCUGAAGACUGUGGCCAUUAACACUGCGCACGCCAAAUCCAGUUAUUCAAAAUAACGAUACUGCCCAACCGGUUGAAUGGAAACGAGCUGAGCAGAUGCGGUAAAGCAAUUGCGGAUCAAUCACCCAAAGCUUGGGGAAGGCAAGAGACUUCCGGAAUUUCCUGGAUAAGUAUAAAAUGUGGAGCUGACAGUCGGGCACAAGCAUUCUGCAAGCUGCAUCAAUUCAAAAUGAGGCUGCAUCUCAUACCACUGGUUGGACUCCUGGCACUGAUUAUGGCCCAAUCCCAAGUACUCCUCCCGGGAUUUCGCGUGCGACAGGUUCCUGUGCUCGACAUGGGCAAGAUUCGAGUGGUGCAGUACCUGGACGCGGCCUCCACAGUCACUCCAGAGCUGGUAAAGGAUCAGUUCAGCAGGCGAUUCACUACGCUGGCCAAGCCCUUGGUCAGUGGUGCUGCUCCCCAAACCAGCCUCCCAAACUUGUAAUUUAUUAUGAUUGCCUAAGAGUCAAUUUGAUAAGCGAAUAUAUAAAUAUUAUAGGUACCUUUAAA
Molecule: messenger RNA, 798 nt
Organism: Drosophila simulans
Lineage: Eukaryota; Metazoa; Arthropoda; Insecta; Diptera; Drosophilidae
Exons: 1
Coding region: 479-733 (84 amino acids)
Source: RefSeq, a predicted model, not a curated record